Molecule: messenger RNA, 2366 nt
Organism: Saccostrea cuccullata (small rock oyster)
Lineage: Eukaryota; Metazoa; Mollusca; Bivalvia; Ostreida; Ostreidae
Product: xaa-Pro aminopeptidase 1-like
Exons: 23
Coding region: 193-2346 (717 amino acids)
Source: RefSeq, a predicted model, not a curated record
UGAUUUCGUAAAAGAAACGCGUUAGUUAAAGUAAAUUUAGACAUAUUCACUCGCUUCCGUUUUUUGCGGAAUGGACUGAACAAAUUGACCGAUAUUCAAUGAUAAUGCAAUGAACAAGUUUUAUGCGUGGUCAUUAAGGAUAUUGUAAUCCUUUGGACAAAAAAUACCACAGACAACUGAAACCCAGCAAUAAUGUACCAGGCAGCUUUGUGCGUAAUUUUUCCAGUCUUGCUGAUAGAUAGUUCGACAGGUACCGCAGAAAAAUGGUAUGCAAAAGACUUUAUCCCGAAAGAGAGUUACUUCUUUAACGAGGGCGAUUGUCACACAGAUAGGGCGAAAAUUAAACGUCUAAAUGAUGUAAGGGAGCUGAUGAGAGAAAAUCAUAUUGAUGCCUACAUAAUUUGUAAUGUAAAUGAGAACCACGGUACCUUAACACCAUAUGACAGGAGAAUAGAAGCUAUAUCCGGGUUCUCAGGAGGAAUAGGCACUGCAGUGGUGACGCUUGAUAAAGCGGCGUUAUGGACAGACGGUAGAACCUUCCAGACGGCCAUUGAUGACGUAGACUGUGGAUGGACAGUGUUCAGGAAAGGUGGAACAGAUACGACGUCUCUAGUGGACUGGAUUUUUACGAACACAAAGGCAACCACAGGAUCAGUUUCUGUUGGAGCAAGCCCCCACCUGGUGAGCGCCGUUUGGUGGACAAAUUUUGAGAAGGUAUUUGCAGAGAAAAGAAUAAAUUUUGUUCCAGUGUAUCCGGAUUUUAUAGAUGUAGUAUGGACAGCUGAUAGACCACCACUACCUUCUUCGCCCAUUCACAUUCUACCUCUGAAAUUUACAGGCGAAACUUGGCAAAGUAAAAUUAAAAGGACGAUAAAUGUUAUGGAAGAACGGAAUGCUGAUGUUUUAGUACUGACUAAUUUAGAUGAAAUAGCAUGGUUAUUUAACAUCAGAGCAAGAGACUUCACUUUUGAUCCAUAUUUUAUCUCCUUUUGCCUCAUAAAUGCCAGAACUGGAGAUGUAAGCCUUUACAUCGUUCACGCUGAAAAGAAGCUUACACAGAACUGUGAAUUAGAGGAUCUAAAAAUCCACGAGUUCCUCAACACAUCUAAGGAUGGCAGUUGUGCUCACUGGAAAUGCCUUUCGAAUUCCAACAAGUAUGAAGACGAUAGUGCAGACAGAUGUGAGAGAAUAAGGGAAGUCAUGAGUGACAGAGGUCAUUGUGUAGAGGUCAAAGAAUACAGCCCUAGUAUGUUUAAAGAUGAGAUUUGCAAAUUAUCACAAGAUGAACAUGUUCGAAAAGUGUGGGAUAUUCCACAGGAAAAGGUUUUAAUGGAACAUUCACCUCCUUUAGUGUUCAAAGCAGCGAAAAAUAAUGGUGAGAUACAAGGAAAAAAGAACUCUACGCUGCGAGAAUCUAUUUUCUUAUCAACCUAUUUUGCUGCACUAGAGGAAAGGAUGAAAAAUGGAGAAGUUCUGAACGUGCAAGAAAUCGAGGCCGAAACAAAGGAGUUGAGAAAGAAAGUACUCUAUAAUCGAGGGCCAAGUGGUACCUCACUGAUUGGAUUUGGUUCCACCGCUCUUCCCAUGGUUCCAAAAAUAACAGAUGAUGUAAUCACAGAAAAGGAUGUCUUUCUGUUUGACAUGGGCGCACAAUAUUUGGAUGGCACCACGGAUAUUGCUCGUUCAUUUGUGUAUGGAACACCUUCAGAAAGACAAAAGGAUAUAUACACACGUUUAUUGAUGACGCACAUUAAUCUAGCAAAGAAGACAUUUCCAGUUGGAAGCAAAGGUCGUGAUUUAGAUACAAAGGCAGUGAGAGAACCCCUUCAUGAAAUAGGAGUCGAUUUUCCGCAUGAAAUAGGACAUAUGGUAGCUGCUUAUGGCGCCAUAGUAGAAGGCCCAGCGUCCAUUUCUAACGCCUCUGCAGACUGGAAAAGUGAUGUUGAUUUAGACAGACAUAUAUUUGAUUGUAACACUUGUAAACAGCCACAGGAUUUAAUAACGACCCCUGAUUGGCGUGAUUAUACACUGGAGGAGGGCAUGGUUUUCUCAAACGAACCGAGUUUUUACGGGAAAGGAGAAUUUGGCAUGCGAAUAGAGAACACUAUGCUUAUCGUAAACGGAAGUUGUUUGAAACCCUGCUAUGCUUUUGAACAGCUUGUGUUUUUGCCGUAUGAAUCAAAACUUAUAAAGCCAGAGUUGUUAACAGUGGAUCAGUUUUCUUGGUUAAAGGACUACUAUAAAAUGAUUGACAAAUUAGUGACUCCUCAGCUAGAAGCAAUUAACGACAAUAAUGCGUUGAAUUGGUUGAAAGACAGAAUAAAUGUAGAUUUUCUUCUUCAAUAAAUCGUGGCUAUACUCAAGAA